This is a messenger RNA of Grammomys surdaster, 6306 nucleotides long. RefSeq names its product slit guidance ligand 3 (gene Slit3). Gene Ontology annotation, molecular function: Roundabout binding; calcium ion binding; heparin binding. The transcript has 36 exons. Lineage: Eukaryota; Metazoa; Chordata; Mammalia; Rodentia; Muridae. Gene Ontology annotation, biological process: negative chemotaxis; axon guidance. The coding region runs from base 414 to 4985 and encodes 1523 amino acids. The record is from RefSeq and is a predicted model, not a curated record.
GAGCGCGAGCGCCGGCUAGCUCUCCGGGCCACUCCGUGCCCCAGCCGCCUCCGUGCUCCGCAGCCCAGCCCUGAGCCGGACUUCCCGGGGCACCGUCUUCCCCGGCGCUCAGCCCAGGACCCAGACCUAGCCCUCACCUCUGUCGGCGACCCAGAGGGACCCGAGGGCUCUCGGUACCUGGGCACUGUGAGUGAUGCGCAGCGGGGCAGCGCCAGCCCCACGGAUGGAGCUGCUGCCGCCGCCGCCCGGCGCGCCCCGCUCCGCCCGCGCCCCGUGCGCCUGAGCGCCGCGCCCGCCCCUCCUCCGCGCCAACUCCGCCGCCCCCCCCCCCCCAGGCCGCCCGCGCGCCUCCUCGGGCUCCUCGUGUCCCGCCGCGCCAGGCAGCCUCCUCUGAGUGAGGACGCUUGUACACCAUGGCCCCCGGGCGGACCGGGGCCGGCGCCGCUGUGCGCGCCCGCCUGGCGCUGGCCUUGGCACUGGCGAGCAUCCUGAGCGGACCCCCCGCUGCCGCCUGCCCCACCAAGUGUACCUGCUCCGCCGCUAGCGUGGACUGCCACGGGCUGGGCCUGCGCACGGUUCCUCGGGGCAUCCCCCGCAACGCAGAGCGCCUUGACCUGGACAGAAAUAACAUCACCAGAAUCACCAAAAUGGACUUCGCCGGCCUGAAGAAUCUCCGAGUCUUGCAUCUGGAAGACAAUCAGGUCAGCAUCAUCGAGAGAGGCGCCUUCCAGGAUCUGAAGCAGCUGGAGCGAUUACGUCUGAACAAGAACAAGCUCCAGGUCCUUCCAGAAUUACUUUUCCAGAGCACACCGAAGCUCACCAGACUAGAUCUGAGCGAAAACCAGAUCCAGGGCAUCCCGAGGAAGGCGUUCAGAGGUGUCACAGGCGUGAAGAACCUGCAACUGGACAAUAACCACAUCAGCUGCAUUGAAGAUGGAGCCUUCCGAGCGCUGCGCGAUUUGGAGAUCCUCACCCUCAACAAUAACAACAUCAGCCGCAUCCUGGUCACCAGCUUCAACCACAUGCCGAAGAUCCGGACUCUGCGUCUCCACUCCAACCACCUAUACUGUGACUGUCAUUUGGCCUGGCUCUCAGAUUGGCUUCGACAGCGGCGAACCAUUGGCCAGUUCACCCUCUGCAUGGCGCCCGUGCACCUGAGAGGCUUCAGUGUAGCAGAUGUGCAGAAGAAGGAGUAUGUGUGUCCAGGUCCCCACUCGGAGGCUCCAGCCUGCAAUGCCAACUCCCUCUCCUGCCCUUCUGCUUGCUCAUGCAGUAAUAACAUUGUGGACUGCCGAGGGAAGGGAUUGACAGAGAUCCCUGCCAACCUGCCAGAGGGCAUCGUGGAAAUACGCCUAGAACAGAACUCCAUCAAAUCCAUUCCUGCCGGAGCCUUCACCCAGUACAAAAAACUGAAGCGAAUAGACAUCAGCAAGAAUCAGAUAUCGGACAUCGCUCCAGAUGCCUUCCAGGGCCUGAAAUCACUCACGUCGCUGGUACUCUAUGGGAACAAGAUCACAGAGAUUCCCAAAGGACUGUUUGACGGGCUGGUGUCCCUGCAGCUACUCCUCCUCAAUGCCAACAAGAUCAACUGCCUGCGGGUGAACACUUUCCAGGACCUACAGAACCUCAAUCUGCUCUCUCUGUAUGACAACAAGUUGCAGACUAUCAGCAAAGGGCUCUUCACUCCACUGCAGUCCAUCCAGACCCUCCACUUAGCUCAAAACCCAUUUGUUUGCGACUGCCACUUGAAGUGGUUGGCUGACUACCUCCAGGACAACCCUAUUGAGACAAGUGGGGCCCGCUGCAGCAGCCCACGCCGGCUGGCCAACAAGCGCAUCAGCCAGAUCAAAAGCAAGAAGUUCCGCUGCUCAGGCUCUGAGGAUUACCGCAACAGAUUCAGCAGUGAGUGCUUCAUGGACUUAGUAUGCCCUGAGAAGUGCCGCUGUGAGGGCACCAUUGUGGACUGCUCCAACCAGAAGCUAGCCCGCAUCCCAAGCCACCUCCCUGAAUAUACCACUGACCUGCGACUGAACGACAAUGACAUCUCUGUGCUGGAGGCCACUGGGAUCUUCAAGAAGUUGCCUAACCUGAGGAAAAUAAACCUGAGCAAUAAUAGGAUCAAGGAGGUGCGGGAGGGUGCCUUUGAUGGAGCAGCAGGCGUGCAGGAGCUGAUGCUGACGGGGAACCAGCUGGAGACCAUGCACGGGCGCAUGUUCCGGGGCCUCAGUGGCCUCAAGACACUGAUGUUGAGGAGCAACCUCAUCAGCUGUGUAAGCAACGACACCUUCGCUGGCCUAAGCUCUGUGAGACUGCUGUCUCUCUAUGACAAUCGGAUCACCACCAUCACCCCUGGAGCCUUCACCACACUUGUCUCCCUGUCCACCAUAAACCUCCUGUCUAACCCUUUCAACUGCAACUGUCACAUGGCCUGGCUCGGCCGCUGGCUGAGGAAGCGCCGCGUGGUCAGCGGGAACCCCAGAUGCCAGAAGCCCUUUUUCCUCAAGGAGAUUCCUAUCCAAGACGUGGCCAUCCAGGACUUUACCUGCGACGGCAAUGAAGAGAGCAGCUGCCAGCUGAGUCCACGCUGCCCCGAGCAGUGUACCUGUUUGGAAACAGUGGUGCGAUGCAGCAACAGGGGUCUCCGCGCCCUCCCCAAAGGCAUGCCAAAGGAUGUGACUGAACUGUACCUGGAAGGAAACCACUUAACAGCAGUACCGAAAGAGUUGUCCGCCUUCCGACAGCUGACACUUAUUGACCUGAGCAACAACAGCAUCAGCAUGCUGACCAACCACACCUUCAGCAACAUGUCUCACCUCUCCACGCUGAUCCUGAGCUACAACCGGCUGAGAUGCAUCCCUGUCCACGCCUUCAAUGGGCUACGGUCCCUCCGAGUGCUAACCCUCCAUGGCAAUGACAUUUCCAGUGUUCCUGAAGGCUCCUUCAAUGAUCUGACGUCCCUGUCCCACCUAGCCCUGGGAACCAACCCUCUCCACUGUGACUGCAGCCUGCGUUGGUUAUCAGAAUGGGUAAAGGCUGGAUACAAGGAGCCUGGCAUCGCCAGAUGCAGUAGCCCCGAGUCCAUGGCCGACAGACUCCUGCUCACCACCCCCACCCACCGGUUCCAGUGCAAAGGGCCAGUGGACAUCAACAUCGUGGCCAAGUGCAAUGCCUGCCUCUCUAGCCCGUGCAAAAACAACGGCACUUGCAGUCAGGAUCCUGUGGAGCACUACCGCUGUACCUGCCCCCACAGCUUCAAGGGCAAGGACUGCACCGUACCCAUCAACACCUGUGUCCAGAACCCCUGUCAGCAUGGAGGCACCUGUCACCUGAGUGAGAACCACAAAGAUGGGUUCAGCUGCUCCUGCCCCCUGGGCUUUGAGGGACAGCGGUGUGAGAUCAACCCAGAUGACUGUGAGGAUAACGACUGCGAAAACAGCGCCACCUGUGUGGAUGGGAUCAACAACUACGCAUGCGUGUGCCCGCCAAACUACACAGGGGAACUGUGUGAUGAAGUGAUUGACUACUGUGUGCCCGAGAUGAACCUCUGUCAGCACGAGGCCAAGUGCGUCUCCCUGGACAAAGGAUUCAGGUGUGAGUGUGUCCCUGGCUACAGUGGAAAGCUGUGUGAGACAGACAACGAUGACUGUGUAGCUCACAAGUGUCGCCAUGGAGCCCAGUGUGUGGACGCAGUCAAUGGCUACACAUGCAUCUGCCCCCAGGGCUUCAGUGGGCUCUUCUGUGAGCACCCUCCACCCAUGGUCCUGCUACAGACCAGCCCCUGUGACCAGUAUGAGUGCCAGAAUGGGGCUCAGUGCAUCGUGGUACAGCAGGAGCCCACUUGCCGCUGUCCCCCAGGCUUUGCUGGACCCAGAUGUGAAAAGCUCAUCACUGUGAAUUUCGUGGGCAAGGACUCCUAUGUGGAACUGGCCUCCGCCAAGGUCCGGCCCCAGGCUAACAUCUCCCUGCAGGUGGCCACUGACAAGGACAAUGGCAUCCUUCUUUACAAGGGAGACAACGACCCCUUGGCCCUGGAGCUGUACCAGGGCCACGUGAGGCUGGUGUAUGACAGUCUGAGUUCUCCUCCAACCACGGUGUACAGUGUGGAGACGGUGAAUGAUGGUCAGUUUCACAGCGUGGAGCUCGUGAUGCUAAACCAGACCCUGAACCUGGUGGUAGACAAAGGCGCCCCCAAGAGCCUGGGAAAGCUCCAGAAGCAGCCAGCAGUGGGCAUCAACAGCCCCCUCUAUCUUGGAGGCAUCCCCACCUCUACGGGCCUCUCAGCCUUACGGCAGGGUGCAGACCGGCCGCUGGGCGGUUUCCACGGCUGUAUCCACGAAGUGCGCAUCAACAACGAGCUGCAAGACUUCAAAGCCCUCCCACCCCAGUCCCUGGGGGUCUCUCCUGGCUGCAAGUCCUGCACUGUGUGUCGCCAUGGUCUGUGUCGCUCCGUGGAGAAGGACAGCGUAGUGUGUGAGUGCCAUCCGGGAUGGACUGGUCCACUGUGUGAUCAGGAAGCUCGGGACCCCUGCCUUGGUCACAGCUGCAGCCAUGGAACAUGUGUGGCGACUGGCAACUCAUACAUGUGCAAGUGUGCCGAGGGCUAUGGGGGAGUUUUAUGUGACCAGAAGAAUGACUCUGCCAGCGCCUGCUCAGCCUUCAAGUGCCACCACGGACAGUGCCACGUCUCAGAUCGAGGGGAGCCCUAUUGUCUAUGCCAGCCUGGCUUCAGUGGCAACCACUGUGAGCAAGAGAAUCCGUGUUUGGGGGAGAUAGUCCGUGAAGCCAUCCGCCGCCAGAAAGAUUAUGCCUCCUGUGCCACAGCGUCCAAGGUGCCCAUCAUGGAAUGCCGCGGGGGCUGCGGGAGCCAGUGCUGCCAGCCGAUCCGGAGCAAGCGGCGGAAAUAUGUCUUCCAGUGCACUGAUGGCUCCUCAUUCGUGGAAGAGGUGGAGAGACACUUGGAAUGUGGCUGUCGUGCGUGUUCCUGAGCCCUCCUCUGCCACCCACCCAUCCUCCGCCUUUCAGACUCCAGCUCACUGGGCUGGGGACAGCCACGUGGAACCUCUUUGAGAUUCAGAAUGAAGGAGAGAAAGCUGGAAAGCAAGAGGCGAAAGAGAGAAUAUUAAGUAUAUUGUAAAAUAAACAAAAAAUAGAACUUAUUUUUAUUAUGGAAAGUGACUAUUUUCAUCUUUUAUUAUAUAAAUAUAUCACACCGUCUGAGUAUAUGGACUAUACAGUGAGUUAUUUUUACCAAGUUUUGUUUUGUGUUGUGUAUUUGUUGUCUUUAUAAACAGCUGUUUAAAUUUUUAAGACAAAAAAAACACUAAUAAAAAUGUUUUAAACACAAGGAUAAGAAUAGAGGAACGGUAGCCUGUCUGAGGCAAGAAGAGGGAAUUUUUAUGUGUAUGUAGUUCUCUCAGGGUCAGCAAAAACAAGAGUGAUUUUUCUGAGCUGGCUGGGGGGAAAAGGAAGAGAAAGCAAAAGUGGUUUUAGUUUCUCUGUGGUCUUGGCUCAUCCUUUUCCCUCUUCCUUGUAAGCAGCAAGUUUCUCCUGGUCCUGGUUUUCUAGGCCCAGUGUAUCCCCUUGCUUCCAAAAGGAGCUGCUGAGCCCUGAAAGUCCUGUUGCACUUCAGAGGACCUGCUGCCUCUUGCUGAUCUGAUCAGGGCCCCCUGCAGCCUGUGAGCCCCCUGGGAGGUGGAGGCCACCACUCCUGGUCUCCUUGAAGGAAUUGAAUCUGGCUUUGCCAAGCAAGUUGGGUCUGUUCUGCCAAAUCUGUUCUUUUUCUGCCUUUCUGAGAAAACUUGUCCUCAAGAUGAGGUAGAGAAAGAGGGGGGUCGCCCCAGGUCCCAGGAACUGGCCUCUUCCUGGCCAGUUUCGUUGAAGUGCAAUACCACAGAGCAGGCAGCAGGACUGCCCAAGAAUGAGACAGGGAGCCUCCGGUAUCUGAUCCUCCAGGCCUCCAUCUCAGUGCUGGAGAACGGUACCAUCCAGCACACAUCUGAAACCUAACUUUAUCCAAUCCCUCCUUCUCUGGUGCACUGAACCCCAUUUCUUAACUAAAGACAAUCAAGCCCCGUCAUUUGCCUUAAGUCAUCAUCUGAUACAUAGAGAUGCCAGGCCUGGAGUGUGGACUCUAGAUUCCCCUCCAGAACGAGUAGACACAGGAGACAAACAGAAAAGAAAAAAAAAAAGAUAUUUUUCCAGCUGCCUUUUCUCCUCUGUUUUGCUCACUCUUCCUUUCUGCCUCAUUCAAAUCCAGAAAAUUUCUAGAGACAGAAACUCAGGCAUUUUAAAAAAAAAAAAAAAAAA